GAUUACCCCUCCUGAUCGAUUGGAUCAGCUGGAGUUAAGAUAUCUUUCUCGUAUGAAGAGGGACAGAUGCAGAAUCAAUUAACAAAUAGGCAAUAGGAUUUCGAUCGUUCCAUUCGUAAUUCUUUGCUGUGUUGCCUGGCAGUCAAGCCGCUUUUAACUCCUGAUAUCCGUGCUGACUACGCAACCUUCCGCUCAGCCCUGGCGCCGCAGCAGCAUCAUCAAUCAUCACAAGAAAACCCCUACAUGACCCCUCCAAUUUCCCCCCCUAUCUCUCUUCCACCUUGACCGCUCGUCCCAGAUCGUAUACACUUCCACCUGAACCUAUCCUGCCAAAUUCCGCAUUCCAGUUCUUUUCGUCAUGGCGGGUCGUUUCGUUCGCUCAUCAAAGUAUCGCCACGUCUUCGGACGCUCAACAAGAAAGGAACAAUGUUAUGACAAUCUUCAUAUUUCCAAAAAUGCCUGGGAUACCAACUUGGUCAAGGCCAAUCCUAAAUACAUAUCUGUCAACUGGGAAACUUCAGGAGGUGGCGCCUUCGCCGUGCUGCCCAUCGAUGAGACGGGCAAAGCACCAGACCGAUUCCCACUCUUCCGUGGUCAUACUGCCGUCGUAUUAGAUACAGACUGGAACCCUUUUAACGACUCUUUGAUCGCAUCUGGUUCGGAUGAUGGCAAGGUCUUCCUUUGGAGAGUACCCGAAAAUUUUACUCUGCACGUCGAUGCCGAAGAAAUUGCUGAUAUCGGCCCUGUUGGGAAAUUGAGUGGUCAUCCAAGGAAGGUUGGACACGUCCUUUUCAAUCCCGCCUCCGAGAACGUCUUGGCAUCCUCGUCCGGUGACUACACCGUGAAAAUCUGGGAUAUCGAAUCCGGAUCAUCGAAACUCACACUAAAACAUGCGGAAGUUAUUCAAUCGCUGUCUUGGAGCGCAAAUGGCUCCAUGUUAGUUACAACGUCGCGGGACAAAAAGCUUCGAUUUUGGGACGUCCGCCAGGAGAGGCCGGCCCACGAAACAGCUGGCCAUUCUGGUGCAAAGAACAGUCGUGCUGUAUGGAUGGGUGAACAUGACCGCGUCGCCACUACUGGGUUUUCGAGAAUGAGCGAUCGCCAGCUAGCCCUGUGGGACAUCCGUGCCCCGCGUGAACCCAUCAAUGGAUUCAAGUCCCUCGACUCCAUCUCAGGCGUUUGCAUGCCAUUUUGGGACGAUGGCACCCAGUGUUUAUAUUUGGCUGGAAAGGGUGAUGGUAAUAUCCGUUACUUCGAGUACGAGAAUGACAAAUUCGAAUAUCUGUCGGAAUAUAAAUCAGCAGAUCCGCAGCGUGGUAUCGCCUUCAUGCCGAAGCGUGGUGUCAACAUGCAUGACAAUGAGGUGGUUAGGGCACUCAAGACGGUUAACGACACUUACAUUGAACCUAUUUCAUUUAUUGUUCCCCGAAGGGCCGAAAUGUUCCAAGGCGACAUUUAUCCACCCACUACUGGCCUCAAACCAGCCAUGUCAGCAGCCGAAUGGUUUGAUGGCAAGGAGGCCCUCCCCCCAAAGAUUGACCUGGGUAGUUUAUAUGGUGGAGAGGGACUUAAAGAAGUUGCUCCACAAGCGGCCCCCACCCCCGCCCAGAAACCCAGCUCUCCUGUUAAAGAAGCCGAACCCGCCCCAAAGGAGCCGGAACCCAGCAAACAUGUUGCUAUUUCCUUCAGGGCCAACCCUCCCCCGUCCGUAAAGGAGCAGGGUUCGUCUAUUGCAGCCAUGGCUUCAAAGUACGCAGAUGGCGAAGAAGAUGACAAUGAAGCCGAUGAUAGCUCGAGUUUUGAAGAGGUCCAAAAGCCAGCAAACAGUCGCCCGCCUGCUAUCAUAUUUUCUCCACCAGAAGCUAGCGAGCCAGCUCCACCGCCGAAAGUAGCGCCGAAGGUAGAAUCCCCUCCAACAACCUCCCCAACUGAGAAGUCUUCUCCAACAACCCGGACCGCAGAUAUUUCCGCUAGCGUGCAGGAUGUAGUCCAGCGUGAGCUAUCAUUGAUAAGAAGCUUGAUUACAGAGCAAGGCCGAACAAUUGCUGCUCAGACGCGGCAGAUUGAGUUUUUGACGAAUGAAAUUGAAGAUCUCAAGGUGAAGUUAGCCUAGCCGAUGACUCUGUUUCUAUCUACGGGAUACCGAGCGUCUCCGCCAAGCCAACUAUAUACCACCUUUGGAAUAUAUACCCUGGAUAGUUCUGAUCUUCCCAACCCCGUCGUGUCCAGGUUUAUCCGUCAAGACGAGAAUUGCCUUUGUUGCGUUCUGUUACGAUAAACGUUGUCUUCCCCCCUGCCAGUUUCGUAUUCCCCUACCUCUUACCUAUGCCUUUUUCAUGAGGUUCAUCAUCGUCUAUUAAAUAACGUUGUUUGUACAGUUGAUUCCUAUUUUCUCCUUUAUUUAGCUUACACUAGCGCUUUGUGUUUCCUUCAGCAGAUAGUUGUCAACGACGGAAGUCGAAUUUCAAGGAUUGACGUGUCCCUACUUACUUGCUAGCCUUUUUAUUUACACAAUGUGUUUUUUUCCCUCCAUUUUCGAAAUUUUUGAGCUGAAAAAUGCUUCUAUACCACCCGUGCGGUUUCUGCGCGAAAGUACUAGAGUUGUGCACCUCAAAAAAACUACCAGACAAUAAUGAAUUUGUGACCCAUUUUAACAAGAGCUUAAACUCCUGAUCUAUUUCUAGUCAAAUUCCAACAGCAGAAAUUCUUACAUGUAUAGAACAUAUCAAUACAAUCACAAUCAUAUAUACAUCGCAUAAUAUAUAGAUAGUGAACACGCAAAAAAAAGAGAGAGAGAUA
Molecule: messenger RNA, 2799 nt
Organism: Blastomyces dermatitidis ER-3
Lineage: Eukaryota; Fungi; Ascomycota; Eurotiomycetes; Onygenales; Ajellomycetaceae
Product: actin-binding protein
Exons: 9
Coding region: 359-2113 (584 amino acids)
Biological process (GO): actin filament organization
Molecular function (GO): actin filament binding
Source: RefSeq, a predicted model, not a curated record